AUGUUUCGCCUUGUCGGUUUGGCGGCGACAUUUGCGACGGCAUCGUUGAUUCUCUUCCUCAUUUGGAGUGUCGCCCCUCCUUCGGAUUCAGAAACGGCUUUGGCCUUCCCGAAGGAUCUCGAUGCCCUUCGAGAACUGGCCGAUCUGUGUGAGAACGCUCAUCUUCCAUAUACUGUAUUGCUCUUUGGUUACGCUUAUUUGUACAAACAAGCAUUCGCUAUUCCAGGAUCUUUUUUCUUGAACCUUCUUGCUGGUGCUCUUUUUGGUGUGUAUUUUGGGACUGUCCUUGUUUGCAUUUUAAAUGCUGUUGGUGCCUCAUUUUGCUACAUACUUUCUCUUCUCUUUAUGCGACCUAUUGUCGACCGAUAUUUUCGGCAACGGUUAUUGGCUCUUCGAAGGAAGGUUAUGUUGGAGCAGCACCAGCUGUUCAUGUUUCUGCUCGGUGCUCGUAUUUUGCCUUUCUGUCCUCAUUGGUUGCUGAACAUCUGCUCUCCAUUUGUCGGAAUUUCAUUACCUCUUCAUGCGUCAACAGUGCUCAUAGGUACGUUUCUUUUGUUGGGUUGUUGGACAAUUCUUCAUUGA
Haemonchus placei is the source of this 582-nucleotide messenger RNA. Lineage: Eukaryota; Metazoa; Nematoda; Chromadorea; Rhabditida; Trichostrongylidae. The record is from the annotation of a GenBank genome assembly.